AUGUCUGUCGUUCCCAAGCGCCCCUCGCCGGUUCUGCCCACCGCGAUGCCGUGGCCAAUCUUCGAGAAGCUCAAGAACAAGCGCGUCGUGCUCGCGUCUUCCUCGCCUCGGAGGAAGGACAUCCUCGAGAACAUUGGCUUCAAGCCGGAGAUCGUUCCGUCUACAUUUGACGAGGACCUCCCCAAGAACAUGUUCGAGGACCGGCUAGCCGACUACCCCGUCGCCACGGCCGGCGAGAAGGCGAUGGAGGUGUACGAGCGCCUAAUUCGGGAGAACGAGGCCGACCCCGCAGACAUUGUCAUCAGUGCCGACACCGUCGUGAUCUUCCCUCCCGAGAAGGACACGGCCGAGGGUGGCGUGGCCCACGGCGAGCACUCGGAGAUCCUGGAGAAGCCGCCCAACAAGAACGAGCAGCUGCGCCUCCUCGACCUGAUGGCAGGACGUAGCUGCGAGGUGGUGACGGCCGUGUGCAUUGUCUACCCCACAGUAGAGCACCCCGGCUUCAAACUGCAGAGCAUCAACCAGUCGACGAUUGUGCACUUCUACGACAACGACAUUGAGACUAUCAAGGCGUACGUCGAGCACGGGGAGGGCCACGACCGUGCGGGCGGCUUCGCGAUCCAGGGCCUUGGAGGGCUGCUGAUUGAGAAGAUUGAGGGCGAUUAUGACAACUGUGUCGGCUUUCCCAACUCUGCUUUCUGGCGGUGGAUGGCCGAGCUCGACGAGGACGGAACGUUUGACGACAUUUAG
This is a messenger RNA of Vanrija pseudolonga, 750 nucleotides long. RefSeq names its product Maf-like protein (gene SPAC3G6.03c). The transcript has 5 exons. The record is from RefSeq and is a predicted model, not a curated record. Gene Ontology annotation, molecular function: nucleoside triphosphate diphosphatase activity. Lineage: Eukaryota; Fungi; Basidiomycota; Tremellomycetes; Trichosporonales; Trichosporonaceae. Bases 1 to 750 code for a protein of 249 amino acids.